GUGGUUUUUUUUUUGUUUGUUUUGUUUUGGAGGGGAAUGGUUCUGUAUUGAUGAGUAAUGUUAUGCUAGUGUUCUCUGCCAGUAUAGCUUCCUGCAUUUUGAUCAACAGUCAAAAAGUACUUUAUUAUGGAAUAUACGUAUAUUCCAAAAAUAGAGGUAUGCAUUUGUGCUUUCUUUGUACCUACAGCGGCACUGAUAACAGCUCUAUAAUAUUGACUGAACCUUGAUAGUUUCAUAUCAAGGCUGCCUGGUAAUUUGUAGUGCAUAAUCAUGGGAUUUAAAUAAAGCAAUGUAUUUGAGUGUUUUCUUUAGGUGAUAAACACUGUCUGAAAAGUAUGCUGGAAUGCUUCUUAUGCUUGCAUAAUUUUGUCAUUAUUGCUCAAGUUGCUUAAAGGUAUAAUGAAAGUACAAGCAACAGGGGUGGUUGAGGGUGGUUUACACUGUCAAUCUGGCUCAGAAAUGGGCCAUGUUUUCCUUCUGGGCCUCAGCCAUCCACUUAAGCUACUUUUGCUCCCUGAAUCAGUUGCUUCCCUCCAAGAAGAAAUGCAGGCUCAGUUAACUGUAUGUAACUCAGGCAGUUGAGCAUUUUUUCUGAAUGGUGGGAGUAUGUCCUACGGCAAGGUUGGCUAGGGUGGUGAGCAGAGCAAGCCAGCUCUCUCCCCAUUGGCUUGAUGCCCUUGAAUGCCCUCCACGUUGUGCCCUUGGGCGUGACACACGUUUCAGCCUAAAGCUUUAAAAAUUGCUCUUUCAUAAUUUCAAACACUUUGAACACAGAAGAACAGGAAAAACUGCUUUGGAUCCAGAUGGUGACCCAGGCCACUUGCUGCAAAGUUGUCUAGUCCAGACUCAGGGUGGUCUCAAACAGUGUGAAGGUGAGCCCCUCUGGAGCAUUUGGGCUGUGCAUGGAGACACCUCCACACUGCAGUCCAUCAGGGUGGUCUGAGAAUAUCUGAUAUUCAUAUUUUAUUUUUCUUUAUUAGCUGCAUUUCAAAUUGCAUGCCUGUUUGAGAGAUGAACAUCUGACAUACCGUGGAGAAUCCAUGGGAAAGAGAAAUUUGGGCAAGUGAAAGAAGAGUCUUGGCUCUGCUCAGCAUGGGGCAGGUCUGGGCAGUUGCCUUUUGGGGUUGUUUGGUGGUAUCUGCCUUAGCAUGGCAGCCCUUCUCCUUUCCAAGCAGGAUUUAGCACAGUCAUCCAGAAGCUCUUGUGCCAAGACAGCAGUGCUGCUCAUCAUGUGAUGUAACUAUGUUUGUAUGGCAGAUCAUAGUUUUGUCCUUCUUGAACUGGAUGCUCUAAUGGCCUCUCCUACAUGUAAAAUCAGUGAGAACAGAGCUUCAAAAUAUCUUUCUCCAAUAAUUGGUUUGAAUAUUACUGCAGGGGAAAAAUGCUUCCUAAAUCAAAUGAACUUCAGAAGAAAAUUAUAAUGGUCAGUAUUAUAGGUGGAGCUUCUACAGAUUCUGAAGCCCAGAGGGUGAAUGUAAGUUAUAAGUAUUCCAAUUAUAAGUAAUUUUCACAAUAAUUCAUGUUUUGGAUCAAGUUCAGCACUUGCGGCAGGAGACGUGUGACCUCUGAGGUUUUUACAGCUGCUCUGGAGCUAAAACCAAGGAGAUAAGCUACUAAUGUUAAUCCUAGGCAGAAAAAAGAGACAAGGUGAGAGAAAAGGAAACAAAACCAAAAAGAAAAAUAUUUAUUUUUAUUGUAAACUUAUGUGUUGUCUUAUGUGCAACAAGAACAGAAGUACUGUGCAUGUGAGGUGAACUUACAUGUCAAACUCCUCUAGGGCUUCACCUAGUUGUGAGGAUAAAAACAUCUGUUUUCUAGAUUCUACCUGUUCCUCUUCUUUUUCCCCCUCCUUCCCCCUGCUCCACACAUUUCCAAAGGUCAUAGCUGUGGGAAGUCUUUAGUGCACAGGUCUCAAGGCACGUAACUCAUAUUUCAUCUGCUAGAGCAGCAUUGUCAUAAUUCCCAAUAUAGAACAGCCUUCUCCAAAUUAAAUGUGAUUGGUCUGUUUCUUUUUUCAAGAUACUGGGAAAUUUUUGAUCAAAUAUUGCCACAUAUUUCAAAAGACAGGGUCAGUCUGGAUGUAAAUCGAGCAAGAUGUUAUGUGACCCUUAUUGUAAGUCUUACCUCAAAGUCUGUAUUUUGUCCCUUUCAUAUUGUCUUCCUUCACCAUUAAAAUCCUUUCUAAAGUGAGAUCCGUGCAUGAUUUGUGCUAAUCUAGUCUGAUGGAGUAAUGUGAACUAAAGGCUUUAAUAUAGUAAGACUUGCAUUGAACCCAUAUUUAGAAUUUCUUAGUAAUUAAUACAUUCAAUCUUACUUUUAUUUGAACCAGUUCUCUCCUCCUGUGAAAACCUUUGCCAAUACUUAAUUAGUUUUACUUUUCACAAUGUUCACUUUUUAGUGGAGGUCUACUACAUGGCAUUUCCUCUUGUGUCUUAAACAGGGGGCUAAGUUUAAAUCCUUUCUCUGCGUAGGUAGUUGAGAACUGUGACCAAGUAAUCUCUCUGAACUAAAUAGUUAUAUUGUGUUAGCCUUUGCAACAAAAGACCCAAAUUGUUUAAGUAAUUUGAUCCUGAGUAUAAAUUGACUUUGUACUGGAUGAAACCAUUUCCACUGCUAAUGAAUGGCUAGUUUUUCUCUUGUGUUCUUGGAUCAAUGGCUUUUGUAAGGUAGCUUGAUCCAUACAGAAAAAGUUGUUAGGACUUUUAUUUUCAAUAUCUUUUAUGUAUUUAUUUGCUUGAGCUGCAAUAACUGAUACUUUGAAAACUGAAUGUUUUCUGGUUCCUUCCUCAUAUUUCAACUAGUGAGUGGUGCAGCUGGUGUUAACAUGCAAAGAAUGCAUCCUUGAAAACAUUAGAUUCUUGUCUGCUAUCCUUUUCCCCUGGUGUAUGCAUACUUGCUAAUCAGUAGGUAGCUCUGGGUUGAAAUUUGGGCAGUGAUUACUGCAGACAGAAAUGGGAGCAAGUACUCAGCAUUACAAUAGCUGCUGUAGAAUCUGGUCACUAACAGGCUGUCAGCAAAAUAGUAUUAAUUUUCCUCUUCACACGCUCAAACACGUAACAUACAAUUUUCUGAGUGAUCCUCAAGUGUGGCAUUCCUAGCAAUGGUUUGUAUAAGUCUUUCAGGUUCAGGUGCUUCACGUGAAUGCCCCGUUCAGCAUUCAGCUGUCCUGUACCAAGACUAAGGAAAGAGCUCCUGCAGCUGGGCUCCUGCCAACAGUGCAAAUAACUGACCAGCUUGUUGGAAGAUGAUGUUUACUCUUGCUUAAAGCUGCUAUUCUUAAAACAAACAGUAGAAGAAUGUGGAAGAACUCAAGCCUCCGCUGCCUUUUAGCACUAGCUAUUUUAUGCUUAAGAAGCUUAAUAUCUAGCCAAGAGAUAGGCUCUCCCAGGGACCCCCAGAAUUUGAAAUGUGUAACGCACAAUUUACACAAAAUGCUCUGUACUUGGGAUGUCUCUUCUAGAGGAAGACAUGGACAAACUGACUUUUGCUACACUACCAAUGACCUUACCCCUCAAGCGUGUUUUAAAACUAAGGAGAGAAGGGUUGAAAUUCCAAUUCCAGAAAGCUCCAUCACAGUGACAAUCAGAAGUUCUGGAGCUGCUUUUGCUACCAGAGAAUUUGUAAUUCACCAGAAAAACAUCUCCUUUGUUCCUGUCACCCCACAAAUUCUUAGUUUAAUGCCUGACUUUCCAACUUCCACGUUAAAUCUGAAGUGGAGUGAUAAUGGAUCGGUCUUCCCAUAUGGACUGGAUGCCCUUUGGCAGAUUCAGAUACUCCGAAAAGAAGCUAUGGAAAUAGUCACACAAGUUACAUACUACUCAAAACUGACUGGUGAAGAUGUGAUUCUUUCUUGGAACUGGACAUCCGAUAUGCCUUUGGAGUGCACAUCACACUAUGUGAAGAUUCGCUGUUACAUUAAUGCAACACAGUUUGUCGGCCCCAAGGAUUGGAGCGACUGGAGCCCAGCAGAAGUGAUCCCAGGAAAAGAUACCGAGCCUGGUGGAAGUGGAGUGUUUCCUCUGGACCCUGUGGUGGCAGUGGGUUCAGAUUUGACGUUCUGUUGUGUCCAUGAAGAAGAUCAGCACAUAACAAAUAUGACUUAUGGAUCAAAAUCCUACACAAUGAUGCAAUUGAGCCGUCGAAGCCAUGCCAUCAGAGUGCUAAAUGCCAGUGUUUCAAAUACCAGUGGAACAAAUGUAGUGUGCAGACUUGAAAAUGGGUUGGAAGGAAGCGUCGUGUUUGUAGGAUAUGCUCCUGAUAUUCCCCAAAACCUCAGCUGUGAGACACCCAACUUUCUGAUCAUAAAAUGCACCUGGAAACCAGGCAGGCCCAGUGGACUAUAUGGAGAACGAAGAAGAACAAAGUACAGUUUAUUUGAAAGAACAUCCGGUAAAAAUGUUUCAUGCGAAGUUAAUGAAAUGAACAGAGACAAUGAAAUGAACAGAGACCAUGUUUGUGGCUUUCCAGUACUUCCUGAUCAAAAAAUCUAUGAUUUCAUAUUAGGUGUCUCCAAUCCUAUUGGGCAAGCACAGUCCUCUCUUUUGGUUGAUAUAACUCAAAGAGUUCAUCCGAAAGCCCCGGAAAAGUUAACUGUUACUGGGAACAACUCUACAAGCAUCCAACUGCGUUGGUUUAUAAAUGGCAGCUUUGCUGAGACCAGGCUUCUGUGUCAAAUUGAAAUUAGCAGUAGUCACUCCGAGAGAAAACUGCAUAAUGUCUCCAUACCUGGGCGGAAAUCUUCAACUUAUACAGCUCAGCUGAAUGCAUUGCACCCUGACACCAAAUACCAGCUCAGGGUGCGCUGCUCAGCUGCUGACCACUUCUGGAGGUGGAGUGACUGGAGCAGGGGGGUGGAGCAGACAACAUCAGAAGCCCCUCCUGCAAGAGGACCAGAUAUCUGGAGAGAGAGAAGUCCUUCUGGUGAAAGCCUAAUAGUCUUCUGGAAGCCCUUAUCCGUUUCUGAAGCCAAUGGAAAAAUAGUUUCUCAUGAAGUGUCCUGCUACCUGCUAGAGACACUACUGGAGCAUAAAGUAGUCUCUGAACCCUCAAACAGUACCGAGAUAAAACUUGGAAAAAGUGAUUGUGUAAUUAGCGUUGUAGCCAGAAACCAUGCGGGCUCAUCUCCCCCUUCAAGGAUAACAAGCGUGGAACUUCCAAGUGACAAUGUCACAACAGAUCAGGCCGUGGCAAUGGGAAAUGGUAUUAAUAUUUCUUGGGAUUCUUACCCCAACAUGACAUGUGGCUACAUAGUAAAAUGGUGUCAUUCAUCUGAGUCUGAACCCUGUAGUAUGGACUGGCAGAAAUUUCCUUCAAAUACAACAAAUGCAGUGAUAAAAUCUGCUCUGUUCAAACCUGGCGUGAGAUACAACUUUUCUCUGUAUGGCUGCAAAUCCAUGGGAUAUCAGUUGUUGAAAAACAUAACUGGGUAUAUGAAAGAGCUGCCUCCAAAAACUGCACCAAAUUUUAUUGUUGAAGAAACUUCUUCAGAUUCUAUAUUGGUAAAAUGGGAAGACAUUCCUAUUGAAGAAUGCCGAGGAUUUCUAAAAGGAUAUCUUCUUUCCUUUGCAAAAGGUGAAAAAGAUGCUUUAAAGCCUAGACUUUCAGAAUCAGGGAAUCCAGAACUUAAAGUUAACAAUAUCACUGACUUAACAAAGAAGUCUAUGAAAAUACUUGAUCUUCAAGGCAAAACGAGUUACCAGCUGGAACUGCAAGCCUAUACUGCUGGUGGGUUGAGCCCUCCAAACAGCCUCUAUGUGGUGACAAAGGAAGACUCUGUAGGAUUAAUCAUUGCAAUUCUCAUCCCCGUUGCGGUGGUGCUGCUGCUUGGAGUGUUGGCCAGCAUCUUCUGCUACCAAAAGAGGGAAUGGAUUAAAGAAACAUUUUAUCCAGAAAUCCCGAAUCCUGAGAACAGUAAGGCACUGCAGUUCCAGAGGAACAUCUGUGAGGGGAAUAAGACACUUAAAACACUGGAAAUGAACCCCUGCACUCCUAACAGUGUUGAAGUGGUGGAAGCACAGUCUACAGCUCCAAAGAUUGAAGACACAGAGAUGAUGUCCCCAGCAGCAGAGACCACUGUGCCUGAAGAUGGCUCUGACUCAGAAAUGGAAAACCACGUUGUUGUCUCCUACUGUCCCCCUAUCAUUGAAGAGGAGAUCACAAAUCCCCCUACAGAUGAGCCUGGGGGGUCAUCUCAGGUGGUUUACAUUGACAUCCAGUCAAUGUACCAGCCUCAAAUUAAACCAGAGGAGGAGCCAGAAAUAGACUUAGUGACUACAGCAGGCUAUAAGCCACAAAUGCAACUCUCUAUCAGUGCUCUGAAAAUAGAGGGUCAUUCACCUGUGGAGGAAGAAUUGGAUAAAAGUGCAGGUUACAGACCUCAAGCAAACACAAAUGCGUGGAACGUGGGCACUCCAGACUCUCCUGGAUCAGUUGAAAGCAACAAUGAAAAUGCAUCUUUUGGGAGUCCAUGUUCAAUUAAUUCCCGACAGUUUCUGCUUCCCCCAAAAGACGAUGAAGACUCUCCUAAACCCAUUAACACAGGGUGGUCCUUCACACACUUUUUUCAGAACAAACCAAAUGAUUAACAGUGAGUCCUCAUUGCACAUGAACCUGCCUUCUGAAUAAGCUUUUAUUCCUGAUAUUAUAAAGAAAGGAAGAAGAAAACUGCAAAAGGCAUGAAUUAUUCUUGGAGACAGUCAGCAGAAGUUCUAGUGAGCUGAAUGUUACCAUGUUACCAUUUUUAAUUUAGUCAAAGUGUUAAUAUUCCAUUGUAAUAGAGGCUGAGAGGCCAAAAUUAUAGCAAUUUACUUAUUACUCUAGUAAAAUAUAUUGGAUGUAAGGGGUUUUGAAUUUACAGCCUCUGAUAAUUAAAAUCAAAGAACUCUGCCUACCUUCACACAAUGCUCCAAGAUAAAAGUGGUCUCAUGAAAUUUAUAACUUGGAAAGAUUGCUUUGCUUUGUUGUAGUUGUUCUCAACCAUGCAGACUCAAAUGAUGCAGCACCAACAGAUUUCCUUACUGAAGGUUAAAUUUAUAGCAAAUUCAGCCUAAGACACAGAAACAAUGCAGUUGGAAACUGUUGAGAUCUUUUACCUAGUUAUAAACAAAGAACAAAUGAGAGUGCUGGUUUUUUUCUUCUCCUGUAUGGAAGGUUAUUGUCACUGUUUAACACUUAAAAAGCAAUGGCCAUUCACAUCUGUUGCUUUUUGACUAGACACUAAUUUCUGUACCUACUGUACAAUGUUUAUUAAAUAUUUGACUCAGGGGUACAAACUUGGGGAAAAGAAGUGUAACACUGAUUGAAACCUCAACAAGAACUGCAUAAAGUUUAAAACUUCCUUUAAAAAAAACCAACUUAGAAUGCUCUAUAUUUUUUCUAUCUUUUGGUUAAAGAGUUAAUCUUUCCUAAUGUAUUGCACUAAUACAUUUUGUAUUUCAUAGCUUCUGCUCCAGAUCUCCUGCUUUGAAGUGGUACAGUAGUCCAUUCACCCUCAGUGUUCAGCAGUCUUUGCACUAUGCAGUAAUGUAAGCCAUGGGGAAAUCUCUGUCUACUCACCUUAGCUGCUGAAGCAGUUUGGCACAUGAAAUUAGAGGUAGUAGGACUAGGUCCUUGAGGAGAAAUUGCUUUUUGGAUGGUCUUUAUUGUAUUAGCUUUGUAUUACCUGCUGCCUGGCUGAUCUUUGAUCUUAACACGUCAACCCAACAGGACCUUCUGUACAAAUCCUACCUGGCAGUACAAGGUAGGAUUUCUCUGGUGGCAGGGAGAAACCCAGGGAGGUUUUAGUGCCACUAAUUCUACCUCUCCUUUACCAGAUAUGUGAUGCAAAGAAAGCUUAAAUUAUGUACAUUUUGUGCUUAAAGGAAUGUUUAGUACAAUCAUCUUUUAAAAUGCUUGUUUUCCCAUGUGCAUCUCUAGACAACUGUAACCGUAACAUUUCAUGGUGUAAAUUUCAGGCUGUGGCAUACAUGAAUUUCACUAGCUUACAGGAGAAACUUUUGAGAAAUUUACCUGUUUCUUGCUGUAAAACAGUGGGGAGACAUCAGAUGUUAAAAGUUUGAUCAAAAAGGGUCUCCAUGAAGUUCUAACCAAAUUUUAUUUUAAUCUCCAUUUCCUUAGCUACUGUGUUUUGUUUGGAGUUUGGAUUGUCGUUUGGUUUUGGGUUUUGGGGUUUUUUUUAAUAAAUAAGACAUGGGAAUGGUUUUCUAAACAAAACAGAUAAGGAGCCUGAAUUGCCUAGGCUGCUGCUAGUCGUAAAGGUGUGAGAGUAGACCAGGAUGAUGAUUUGACAGACAUUUGAUCUCCAAACCACAUGAUCUGGCCAUCAAAAUAAAACCAAGAAUAAGGUAAAACCUAAUCACAGCAAUGGGUCUUCAGUUUCAGAGGCUGGCAUGUCUCUGCCAUCUCCAUAGAAUGAAAUAUAGAGGUGUUUCAAAACUGACAAAAAGGCAAGGCACUAAAUAGUUACCGUAAUACCUAUUACAAUCCUGUGUGUGCCUCCCAGUAGAGUGAACUGUGAAGUAGUGAAAAACAGGUUAGUCUGCAGGUCUGGCAGAGUGCAGGGUGUCUCUGAAAGGACAGAAAGUGCACAUAGGAUUCAUCUGUUGAGUCUUUGAGUUAGCAGGGCUGCACGUGAAUAGACUGGCAGUGAAAAGAGCUGAGGUCCAUUUGUGACCAAGCAUCAGCACAAGGGAAGUGUCAUAGCCUGUAACUUAGAACAUUAAACUAACACAUGAAAGGAAGCAGUUAUGCCCUUUGUGAUUGAUAGCUGGGAGGAGGCUAAAUCCUAAUAGUAACAACUGGUUUUCAUAAUUAUUCUUUUUAGAGUAUUUCUUUUCACUAGUGUAGAUUUGGCAUAAUGUCUCCAUCUCCUAAGAUGAAUUUUAGCUUUUGCUGCUAUAUGCUUUUAAUUGAAAGCAGAUGAUGUCAUGGACAGUGUGUAUGGGUAGUGGUUAAGGGUAUUUUUUUAUAGAGCAGAUUCUCAGUACAGAGGAGCAAUCAGUAUUGUAUGGUGAUACAACUGAAAAAAACCCCUCUGUAGCAGAACAGCUGACCAUGAAGAAUAACUGUGCUUUUCAUAUGGCUGUGUAUUGCAAGAAACAAAAUCAAACUGCAGUUUGAGAGUACUAGCAAUUUUUAAUUUGGAGACUGGAAAUCAAGGCAGCUGCAGAGAACACACAGAGCUCUCACAGGAAGCAGUUUAGGACCAUUCUCAGUGUUCUCAUGGUGAAUCACUUACACAUAAGCAUCACAUACUCAGGUUUCCCAGUGUGCUGCUUCUGCUAUUCAGUAAAAACAACAACAUUUUAAAUUGCUUCAUUUCUUAGUGAUUAGGUAAGGAAAAGCUCCACAAAUGCGUGUCCUGCCUCAAUAUUGAUGUUAUAAACUCUCUCUGACCUAGUUAUUUCCUUUUUUUUUUUAAUUCUUGACUAUAUACCUGGUCUUCUGACUUCCAGGAUGCAGGUCAGAAGGGUCCUUUAACAGCAAUGCCUUCAAUGAGAAGAGUGGGAGAGUGGGGCAGAUGUGGGAGAGACACAAGCUUGAGCAGUAUCUGUAGCAUCAUUGUUGCUUAAUGCUGAUGAGCCAGUGAGCAGUUGUCAUUCCAGCACUUGAAAGCUCAGCUGCUUCACCUCUGUGUUUUCCUUUGAGCCCCUUCAGUGCUGCCUUUCGAAUGCCUAUCUCAGAUCUUCAGCAGUGAAUUCAGAUGCAUAGGGAGAGGUGGUCUGCUGAUGUGAUCAGGCACCCCUAGGUACAUGGAGCAGUAGGGAUGAACGACCAGGACAGUCAGGGAACAGACUUGCUUUCUGAGCCCAAGUGCCAUGUUAAACCAGUGAAGCAUCUUUAGGAAUGUCUUUGAACCAAAUACUCUUUCAAAGCAUGGUGCUCUCUCAUAGCCUCUAAGUGCUUUGAUAACAGUUGUAAGUUUCAGAGGGGAUCAGAUUCUUUGUACUAGUGCCUUCUAGCUUCCUGAUGAGCCUCUUCGGACAAGUUUUUUUUCUGAAAAAUAUCUUAGGAAUCCUAAAGUUUAAACAGCAUUUCCUUACCAGCCUUUUGUGAAAAAAUCUUAUCCUUUAUUGAACAUUUGUUUUUAGUUAUGUUGGCUUUUUCCUUCAUUUUUUUUAGAAGAGUAGAAAGUGCAGCUUUGAAAAAAAAUUAAAAGAACCAAACAAAAAGCAAAACCCAACAACUUCCAGAAGGGAUAUCACCAGAAGGGAUUGUGUCAUGCCUAACUCCAGGAUCAUUGUACAGAGAUGUAGGGUAUUAAUGCCAAGCAGUUGCUUUCUGAAGAAAGUUGUCGAUUCUGCUGCUUUUUAUUUUUGAGCCAUGCCUGUCAUAUGUGACAAUUUAAGUUUUGUAGUGGGUUUUUGUACUGUUCACUGUACGUGUGGAACAUCAGUCACAUUUGAUGUAUCAUUGUGCACUCUCUAUUUGACACAUUGAUUAUUUUUGGUUUUUUUACAUAUACGAGAUGUGGAAUCUCAAGCUUGUGUUAGAUUUUGGGAUGGUAGAUCUGCAUGUGAUAUACCUCACAGAACUACUAGUUAAUAUAUCAACAAAAUAGUAAGCUAAUAUUACAGGCAGGCAGUGAAUUACCUCCCCUGCUGUGCAGUGGCUGUAUAGGCAGAUACAGAUCCUGAUAACUGACAUUUGCUGUCUUUAUUAUCUCUAGUUGCUGCUUUCUUGGGUAAACCAUUUCCAAAGGGAGCCAGUCGCUGUGUUGUCUUGGCACAAUUGGCAAAUGCGCUGCAUUUCUUCAUCUUUGUUUGUGUGGGGGACCAGAACUUUACUUUGCUAGGAAUGUGGCAGCAGCACACUCCUGCUGGCCUUGAGCUUCAGCCUGCUCUGAAGAUGUAUUUUCAAGUCACCUUUUUAUGUUGUUGUUGAUAGGUUCAGCUGGGUAAAGCUUAGUGCUGGGGUGUUCCCUGUGAUCAUGUCCUCCAGGACACUCAGUUGAACAUGAAUAGGAGCAAAAAUAAAAGCAAUUGGGUGCACUGGAGAGAGAAGGUGAUUAGACAUCACUCUGAAAAGGCAAUGAUAAAUUGUGUGCUCUGUUUUUAAAUAAAUACUGCUUUGUAAAUAGAAUACUUGUAUACCUACAAGUAGAUAGAAAUAUAGUAAAAUAAUUUGACUGAUAUUAGAAAAAUGUAACAUUUAGAGAAUUAAAUUGCUAACAAGGCUCUGUAUAGCAUAAAUCUAUGAGGAGCUUCCCAUGUAAAUAGCAACUUCUGUUCUGCCAGAGACUUUGAUGAAGACUUCAGUGCAAAUGACAUUUAAUAUUUGUAACACUAAGUCCUAACCCUUUAUGCACACAUGUGCUUGCAUCAUCAUGUGCCUAGGUGCAUAUGGCAGAGAAAGUAGGCUUACAGCUGCCAAAGUGAUUUUUUUGGAGUCCUGUACAUGAAUAUAUACCUUCUGAGACAGUUUUGUCUAGAGGAAGCACCUGCUGCCUUGUGCUCCUCCCAACACACUUUGCAACACUUGUGGUGCUGUGCAUUAUAUGGUGCCCUCUGUGGAUGAUGCUCAAAGAUGCUGUUGGCAGUUGGCAGUAUUUGUUGGUUUUUUUCCCUCAUCUUUUCCUUAGCCAGCCUGGAAACACAGACCCAGAGCCCAAAUGCUAGACAAGGAUUCAGAAGUGUUUGAAUGUUUAAUUCCUUUAUGUUUAAGACUGUCUUAGAUAUUUUAUUAGGAGCUGUAAAAUAGAUUCUUCCACCACGAUUUUCUUUCCCCUCCCCCAUUUAUAUAACUCUAGAUUUUCCCCAGUGUUUCUAAGAUAGCAAGUGUUUGUUUCCCUUUAGCAUGUUAUACAAACAAACCUCAGAUAAUAUUUGCAGAUGAUAUCUCUAACUUUGUACAUUGUCCCAGCAUGCGUGACAAUACUUCUCCCCCACAAAAACAUCUAUUAUUUCCUUCAGCUUUUACAAAUGAAAAAAAAACCCUCCAGAGGACUUCUGGGUUUUGGAGGGCAGGGGCUCAGUAUCCCCAUGCAGGUGAGCUGGUCUAAUGGCAGUGUUUCAUGAGAGGAUGGGGUUAAUCCCUCUCCAGUCUCACCCUCUUCUUGUGACAGUACUGUCCAGGUGACUUUGUGGUGCACCAGAGCAGAUGAAAUCCUUGGUUUUCAGUUUGAUACCUAACAACAUCUCUAGGACAGUCCCAAAUCUGCAUUUUGACUGAAAGCAAGCUUCAGUGGAGAUUUAUGGACAGCUUCCACUAGAAGGCUCAAUACCUUUGCAGCUCACUUGAUCCCAUGUUGUGCAAAAGGCCGUGAGUAAAACUAACCCAGGAACAAAGCAAAAGUGAAAUUUUCAUUUUUUCAUUACUUGGAUUAAGAAAAAUUUUAAAAUUCAUAGCUCGAGCAGGGCAAAUUAAAAUAGAAAGGUCACACCCUUCAGUUGUAAUACAAUAAAAAAUAAUCUUUGAAUGUCACUCUGUCAAUGUUUUCUAAACGUGGUUCAAGAAUGGCUUUGGAAACAUUUUAUGUUGUGAUAGCAUGUCAAAAGUUUGUAAAACUGGGGAUAACAAAAAGAGAAGACAACUGAAUCAUGUCAUAUCUGAAAUCCUACUUGAAGGUAACAGCAAUUUAAACUUUGAGCCUUUUGUGGCACACAAAACAUCAGAACUGGUGGAAUCAUACAGGUCACCUGAAAAAAACACACAACAUUGUACUAUAAUGCUGUAACUUUAAACAUAUACUGUGAAUAGGUUCAAUGGUUUUUUUUAGCUCUUUUUAUACCAUGUUUUUUACAGCAUAAAUAAUUUGCUUAGAGAUGUUUUUAUGUUCUGUUUUUAUGAAGAUUUUAAUGGACUUUUGUUUAAUACUAGUGAAAAUAUUGUUUGCCAAUUUGACAUAGUCAUAUAUAGAAGUUAAUUCUGAGAAUAAAUCAGUAGACUGAGCUGAAAAAAUAGUCUUCAUAACACACUAAAUCUAAUAAGUCAUUCAGCAUAUUUUUGUUGCUGAAUGAUACUGAAAUUUUCCAGCUUCCAAAUCUGCUAUUGAAAAUUACUUCUUUCAUGAUUUUAGCAAAAUCAUCACAAGGCACUUUAAAGAAGCUGUAGCAUGCCAAGUAAAAUACUGAUUCAACAAAGUGUAUCAAUAUGAAAAUUUAUCUGCUAAGCAGUUAAACAAAUGCAUGCUUAAAAAAGGAAGCAUGGGAUCAUGUUGGGGAUAUAAUAUUUCAGUGUGGCAGUUGACAUUUAAGACUAACCUAACAUUAAGAUACAACUUUGCAUACAUUUUAAACCUAGUUUGCUUGCUUGGUGUAACUCCUGUUGUAUUGCCUGGAUGUCUAAAAGUAAGCAUGUGUUUAACAAUUUUGCCAUAGUAUUGCCAGGAAACUUAAUAAAUAUAUUUUCUUACACUCUUA
Messenger RNA from Passer montanus (Eurasian tree sparrow), 13358 nucleotides. RefSeq names its product LIF receptor subunit alpha (gene LIFR). Gene Ontology annotation, cellular component: external side of plasma membrane; membrane. Gene Ontology annotation, molecular function: protein binding; cytokine receptor activity. NCBI's taxonomy places the organism in Eukaryota, Metazoa, Chordata, Aves, Passeriformes, Passeridae. The record is from RefSeq and is a predicted model, not a curated record. The coding region runs from base 3297 to 6584 and encodes 1095 amino acids. The transcript has 20 exons. Gene Ontology annotation, biological process: cytokine-mediated signaling pathway.